CGGAGCCGCUGGGGGCGCGGGGCCGGUGGCUGCCGCGGGGCGGUGCCCGGCGAGCCGCGGCUGCGGAGAACUGGAUACACAUGCUGAAUUUCAUUUGUGAAAGGUGGAGUAAGAGCCUGGGCACCUGACUCUGGCAUCAGUGCUGAAUGCCUGAAACUGGAUGGUGCUACAGCCUCAGCUUAGGAAGUAAUGCAACAACUUUUCCUAUGAAGAGAGAGUUCAGCAAUGGAAGAUUUUGAAGGAGAAAGGCCUAUAUGAGGAUGUGGAUUUAACUGAUAUUAUGAUAUACGAAAUCCCUCCCCACAUAAGGAAAAGAGCCCUCUCAUGGUAAUGUUAGAGGAAUAGCAGCUGGAGACAACCUGCUGCACUCUGCUACUCUGUGAGACAACCAUCAGUAAAGCCAAGCAGCAAAAGAAGGGCUCUUCAUGAGAAAAUGACAGCAAGAGAACACAGCCCCCGCCAUGGUGCCAAGUCCCGCACUGUGCAGAGGGCCUCCACCAUUGAUGUCACCUCUGACAUGGUUGGCCUUUCUCUAACAGGAAACAUUCAGGAUCCAGAUGAGCCGAUUUUAGAGUUCAGUUUAGCUUGCAGUGAGCUGCUAACUCCAUCGCUAGAUCGAAAACCAAAUAGUUUUGUAGCAGUGAGUGUAACUACGCCUCCCCAGGCAUUCUGGACGAAGCAUGCACAGACAGAAAUUAUUGAGGGAACAAGUAAUCCUAUCUUUUUAAGCAGCAUUGCCUUUUUCCAAGACUCUCUUAUCAAUCAAAUGACACAAAUCAAACUCUCCGUGUAUGAUGUUAAAGACAGAUCUCAGGGAACAAUGUAUUUGUUGGGUUCUGGGACGUUCACUGUAAAGGAUCUUCUUCAGGAGAAGUACCACAGGUUGCACAUAACACUAAGGUCCUCCUCCAAAAAAAUCUCAACGCAGAGUAUUUGUUGCAGGUCGGCUGAAAGUGACCGUGUUGGUAACAUCACAGUUAUUGGAUGGCAGAUGGAGGAAAAAUCUGACCAAAGGCCUCCAGUGACAAGGUCACCUGAUACAAUUAAUGGAAGGACUGUGUUGCCAGUUGAUGAAAGUUUAACAGAAUCCUUAGGAAUCAGAUCCAAAUAUGCUUCAUUGAGGAAGGAUGCACUACUGAAAUCUGUGUUUGGUGGUGCCAUUUGCCGAAUGUAUCGCUUCCCAACCACUGAUGGAAACCACUUGAGAAUCUUGGAGCAGAUGGCAGAGAGCAUCCUGUCACUGCACAUCCCUAGACAAUUUGUGAAGCUGCUUCUAGAGGAAGAUGCAGCAAGGGUUUGUGAACUAGAAGAAUUGGGAGAACUGUCUCCUUGUUGGGAAAGCCUUCGUCGACAAAUAGUUACACAGUACCAAACAAUUAUUUUAACUUACCAGGAAAAUCUGACUGACCUGCACCAGUAUAAAGGUCCUUCAUUUAAAGCCAGUAGCUUGAAAGCUGAUAAAAAACUGGAGUUUGUUCCUACAAAUUUACAUAUACAGAGGAUGAGAGUCCAGGAUGAUGGAGGAUCAGAUCAGAACUACGACAUAGUCACCAUAGGAGCACCAGCAGCUCAUUGUCAAGGCUUUAAAUCAGGUGGCUUGCGGAAAAAGCUACAUAAAUUUGAAGAGGCAAAGAAACACAGUUAUGAGGAGUGUUGCACUUCAACAGGUUCCCAGUCUAUAAUAUACAUCCCACAGGACAUUGUUAGAGCAAAGGAAAUUAUUGCACAAAUCAACACCCUGAAAACGCAAGUCAGUUACUAUGCAGAAAGGCUCUCAAGAGCUGCCAAGGAUAGAUCAGCUAAUGGCCUUGAAAGAACACUUGCCAUCCUAGCAGAUAAGACCCGGCAACUUGUCACAGUUUGUGACUGCAAGCUGUUGGCAAAUUCAAUACAUGGACUAAAUGCUGCAAGGCCAGACUAUAUAGCUUCAAAAGCAUCUCCAACCUCUGGAGAAGGGGAACAAGUGAUGCUAAGGAAUGAUCAAGAUACACUUGUGGCCAGAUGGACCGGAAGAAAUAGCCGAUCUUCUCUGCAGGUGGACUGGCAUGAAGAGGAAUGGGAGAAAGUUUGGUUGAAUGUUGACAAAAGUCUGGAGUGUAUCAUACAGCGAGUGGACAAACUUCUCCAGAAGGAGCGCCUGCAAAGUGACAGCUGUGAAGACGUUUUCCAGUGUGACGUCAGCAGUACUAGUAAGAAAGGUAAUCGGGACAGUCGUGCCUACUGGAUAAAUCCAGAAGAUUUAAAUGAGACCUCAUCAUCCUCACCACCUUCAUCAUCCUCACCACCAUCUUCAUCCACACCAUCCUGUGCAUGCCAUUCUCUCGAGACAAAUUGCAGCCCUACUCCGGAAGAAUCUGCCCCAGGUGAAUGGAGUGAAGCUCUUUAUCCCUUGCUGACCACACUCACUGACUGCGUAGCCAUGAUGAGCGACAAGGCCAAGAAAGCCAUGGUGUUUUUAUUAAUGCAGGACAGUGCCCCGACAAUAGGGCUCUGCCUGAGCCUUCAGUAUCGCAGGGAUGUUGUCUUCUGCCAGACUCUGACAGCUCUCAUUUGUGGUUUCAUUAUCAAGCUGAGGAACUGCCUGCAUGAUGAUGGAUUUCUAAGACAACUCUACACCAUUGGCUUGCUGGCACAGUUUGAGAGCCUGCUGAGCACUUAUGGUGAGGAGCUGGCAAUGCUGGAGGACAUGAGUUUGGGAAUCAUGGACUUGAGGAAUGUAACCUUUAAAGUAACGCAGGCUACAUCAAAUACAUCUACUGACAUGCUGCCAGUCAUCACUGGAAAUCGUGAUGGAUUUAAUGUGAGGAUCCCUCUGCCAAGCGCCUUGUUCGAUUUGUUGCCACGUGAGAUUCAAAGUGGAAUGUUACUGAGGGUUCAGCCUGUUCUUUUCAACGUGGGAAUCAAUGAACAGCAAACCCUAGCAGAGAAGUUUGGAGACACCUCACUGCAAGAAAUAAUUAACAUGGAAAGCUUAGUGAGGUUGAAUUCAUAUUUUGAGCAGUUCAAGGAAGUUUUGCCUGAUGAUUGUCUACCUCGAUCUCGUAGUCAGACGUGCCUGCCUGAACUGUUAAGAUUUCUGGGACAAAAUGUUCAUGCAAGGAAAAACAAGAAUGUUGAUAUCCUUUGGCAAGCUGCUGAGAUAUGCCGCAGACUUAAUGGUGUUCGAUUUACGAGCUGUAAAAGUGCCAAGGAUAGGACUGCCAUGUCCAUCACCCUGGAGCAGUGUUUGAUCCUACAGCAUGAACAUGGAAUGGCUCCACAGGUCUUCACUCAGGCUCUGGAGUGUAUGAGGAGUGAGGGUUGUCGCCGAGAAAAUACAAUGAAGAAUGUUGGAUGUCGCAAGUAUGCGUUUAAUUCCCUGCAACUGAAGGCUUUCCCAAAGUAUUACAGGCCUCCAGAAGGAACUUAUGGAAAAGUUGAAACAUAAGCAUACUAUGUCCUUUAAUUGCUGUUCCAUUAAACAUGUGGAUACACUCUAGAUUGACACAUGAUUUCAUCAUCCAGAAGAGAUAAAUAACCUUUUUGUAUGUUUCGUAAGGUCAUACAGAGCAUGUUACUGAAUUGGAAUCUAUAGUAACAAUUAUUCUGACACCUUAGCUUGAGAAUAGUGUGAUGACUCUCUGCCCGUUUCAAUAGCCUUCAGUGUAUGUAAGAUGAGCAGAUAUUGUGCUACUUAAUAAUUACCUAUAUGCAAAUAGCUAAGUACCCCCUGGAUGGGCAAGGACUCUCGGAACGGCAUUUAGGCAGCUGUUUCCAUAACAUCUUUUUAUACUGAGUUGAUUUCAGAUUGAGCUUUUCCUAAACUUUUUAAAACUGAGAGUAAAACUCAAAAGUUGUAAAUAAAAAGGAUCCUAGACAGUUUAGUAACUGUAGAGCGCAUUGUUACAAUCAAUAAAAGGGGGUUUGAUUUUAAAAAAUCAGCACAAUAAGAGCCAGGAGAAAGAAUUGUUUUACUGUAUAUAGGAUGCCACCUUCAUGUAUGAAAUUAACAAUAUAAAAAAGGCCAGACGUGAGGUCUAGUUUAUAAUUCUGUUAAAAUAAAACAAAUUCCUGUCAUCUUUGGCAGAUAAGGCCUUGGGCACACAACUGAUUUUUAAAAGUAUUUCAGAAACAUCAUGAUGCUUAACUGUUAAUGCCAGGAACAGUUCCCUGUGCCCUUCCCCACUCUAAGGCAAGUGCAACAAGCAAGUUGCUGAUGUUGCACAUAAUGUGUUCAGUAUAUUCCAUGGUGUUGUACAUUAACUAACACAUUUUUACCCAUGGUUUUUCUAUAUCACUUCUGGAUUGUAAGCAUCAGUAUCUCGGGGUGCUAUGUUAUUUUGGUCAGCGUACGAUUUUUCUGUAUCAGUUUUGUAUGUCAUUAUCAAAAUGCUCAAAGUGCCCAAUGCAUCCCCCUUGCUUCAAAAUCAAAAAUCAUCCCCCCUUGCUUCAAAAUUGGUUUCUGUUUACCUUUGCAUUUCACCUGUUGAGCGUCCUGGUGGGGGGGUGUGGCCGGUGUCAGGGUAUUUCUGAGGAAGGUAGCAAUGCCCUGUGUUGACAGAGAGGAACUGCUCAGUGCUAGUGCUUGUGCCUGAGAACCACAGGUGGGUUCUAGCUUAUGACAAAGGUGGUCAGUUGGAUAGCAUUUGAUAAAAAAUGUUCAACAGAUCUCCUCUGAAAUAAUCUCCCAAAGAAUGCCUUUGAAGCUAAGAUAGCAUUUUAAAAAGCAGCUAAAUGUUCAUUUCCAGAUUUUAACAGGAUCCAGUAAUCUCUAGCUAGUUUCAUUCAGCACAUGUCCUUUCCUUCUUGGUUUCUAAGAAUCUGAGAUUUAGAAUAGAAAAAAUCUGCCCAUUUAUUCUUGUGGGAGUAGCAACAGCCAGGUAAGUAUAUGGCUGUUUUCUGAUUUCUUUCUCCCUCUCACUGAUGUUUGUCUGUGCUGUCACUGCUCUAUCAAUCAGCCAUGUUCAUUCUGCUCCCAUGUAGGUUUGGGGGUUACAGGUCCAGCAGUUUUUGCAUUUUGCUUUUUGCAGUUUAACACUGAGCAGCAUGUCAGGUCAGAGAGUUCUGCUGAACUAGGCUGUUACCAUUAUUUUAGGCUCUUUAGGAUAACAAAACAUGGAAUUCUGUGCAAAAGCAAUGUAUUGUAGUACCUACCCCAGGUCUGAACAAAUCACCUACAGUAGAACAGUCCCUCAGAAAUGUUACAAACCCUGUUUUCCAAUUAAUAAAUGUUUAUUUUGUUUUACUUUUUGCUAAUAAGUAAACAAAUAUAUGAUGAAAAAAUUUUCAAUGGGAUCUCUUUAGACAUGCUACUCCAUUAGUUCUGCUCAGCCUUCAGUACCUGGCCCAUUUUUAAAUGCUACUUUAUUUUUGUAUAAACUAUGCUCUUUAUAUCCCUUAGUUUUUAUAAGUUGAUAAUUUUAUUUUGUCUGUUUCAAAUGUGGUUUAUUUCAAGUCCUGUAUUGUUACACUAAAAAUCUCCCGAUGUUCAGCUUCAGAAGGAAAUAACAAAUGUCUCUUGUAUCAAUUAGCAGCACCACUCUCUUAGACGGUGGCCAACAAUCAUUAGACCUGCUAUAGAGCUUAGCAAUCCUUUAUUUAUUUUGUAUAGCAGUGUAAUCUGAAAAAGUUGCUGAAUUUUGCCUGCGCGCGGUGGAGCUGCAGCCCCGGGUGCCGCGCAAUUGUGCCGGGUGCUGAGCUGCUGAGCGCCGUGUCCCCGCGGCGCGCCCUGGACACGGCACUGGGAUGGACACAGCACUGCCAGGAUGGACACGGCACUGCCAGGAUGGACACGGCACUGCCGGGAUGGACACGGCACUGCCGGGAUGGACACGGCACUGCCGGGAUGGGCACGGCACUGCCAGGAUGGGCACGGCACUGCCAGGAUGGACACGGCACUGCCAGGAUGGACACGGCACUGCCGGGAUGGGCACGGCACUGCCAGGAUGGACACGGCACUGCCGGGAUGGACACGGCACUGCCGGGAUGGACACGGCUCGGGCUCCUCCCGAGGGCAGCGCCAACAGCGAGGGCUCGAGCGGUGCCUCCAGAGAAAACUGUGACACGUGAAAUCCACAUGGGACCUUCACAAGGGGGAAGGGAGCUUUUCUGUUGCACAGGAGAGGCAAAUCUAAGGAUUACUGUAAAAUGAAGUUCUGUCUAAUGUUCCUUUUUUGAGUACAUUUUUUAAAUUAUAAAACAUACAAAGGUAAAAGAAGAAAACUUGCCAAGUAUGUUCUGUGUAUGUUCUGUGAAAGUACCUACAGCACAGUUGCCUUUUUUUCAUUUAUACGUGUAAAAUUAUUGUAUUAUAUGACACAGUUUUGUCCCAACACGACUGUAUUUGCUAAGCUUUGUGCAUUGAAAUAUUUUUAUUUAUUUGGUUUUGGGCAGUAUUACUAUAUCAUAAACAUAUGGCUACUGUUUUAUAUAUUCUAGUUCAUCCAAUCCAUGUAUGCUGUAAAUGUGCUAGUCUUUAGGAUGAAAACCAAUAAAGAACUGACAAGAAUAACAA
Molecule: messenger RNA, 6493 nt
Organism: Vidua chalybeata
Lineage: Eukaryota; Metazoa; Chordata; Aves; Passeriformes; Viduidae
Gene: INPP4A
Product: inositol polyphosphate-4-phosphatase type I A
Exons: 28
Coding region: 434-3427 (997 amino acids)
Cellular component (GO): cytoplasm
Molecular function (GO): phosphatidylinositol-3,4-bisphosphate 4-phosphatase activity
Source: RefSeq, a predicted model, not a curated record